Musca domestica (house fly) is the source of this 1904-nucleotide messenger RNA. Its product is annotated as trichohyalin. Gene Ontology annotation, cellular component: keratin filament. The transcript has 2 exons. The record is from RefSeq and is a predicted model, not a curated record. Lineage: Eukaryota; Metazoa; Arthropoda; Insecta; Diptera; Muscidae. Bases 229 to 1842 code for a protein of 537 amino acids. Gene Ontology annotation, biological process: apoptotic process.
CAUGUGUAAAUAUGUGUCUGUUUUUUUUUUAUUACACAAUUGAAAAGUUCUAUUUUUAUAUGCUACCAAAUAAAUAAAAAAAAAACCAUUUAAUUGUUGUUUGUUGUUCUGUUUAUUUUCAGAUUUUAUAAUUGGCCAUUCUAUUUUUAUUCCAUUUUAAAUCAAACAGAUUACCCCGAAUAGUUUGGCUGGAAGCGAAAAUUUGAAAUAAUUAUAUUUAAUUGCAAAAUGGCCACCAAAGCCCAACAGCUACAGGCCAUGUUCGCCAGGCGACGUGAAAUGGAACACAUGCACAUUGAGCGUACUCAGGCAGUGAACAAAUACUACGAUCACUGGGGCAAGGUGACGACACGCUUCGAAAAUUGGACCACACCUGAAUAUUAUAAACAGGCAGAGGAAAAAAUGCAGCGUAGCAAAGAGGAAAAAGAGAAACAAAAGCAAAUGGAAGUGCGUCGUCGAAAACUAACAGAGCUCUUCGAAAACGAAAGAGAACAAUAUAACCUAGAGAUGAAGGACAGGCAACGAUCACGUAAAGUUCGAGCGGUUAGCACAGCCACACUGGCAAAGAUUAAUGACAAUCUAAAGGAGCAGCAAGCGAUACGACGAAAACUGGAAUUGGAGGCUAAACUCUAUGGCAAAUGGCGGCAUGGAGUGGAUGAUGAAAAUCUCAUUUUCGAAUCAAAAAGUGAUCAUGAGGUGAUAGCCAAGCUAAAUUGGCUCGACAAACAGGUGGAAAAUCAAUUGGAAAGGGAAAAGGAAGAGCUUGAAAAUCGUGAACGCAUGCUACGCUUGCAGGCCGAACAAAAUCGAGCCGAAGAAUUGCACAAGCAACGUCAGGAGAUACGUCAAAAAGAAAUCGAGGAGAUACGCGCCCUACAAGAGAGCCACAUGGAACAGCUGCAGGAGCGACAAAGAGAGAGUGAGAAACUUAAAGAGAGUGAAAAACUGAUGCGAGAAAAUAUCGAAGAAGUGGAAAAGGAAUUGGAGCUACUGGAAGAAAGUUAUGCGGUGUUGCAACAACCUUCUCAGUUUGGAGGGGCCUAUAAUUUGACCAAAAUCAAGGUUUUUAUGCGUAAACGAUCCGAAGUCUACCGGAAUCACAUUAAGUUGUGUAUUAGCAUUUUAGAACGCACUGCCGCCUAUGCUUCCAAAUCCGAAGGGUUGUUGGCUCUCAAAGAGAAACUUAGCAAGCAGUUGGAUUCCGAAAUGUAUACCUUGACCCAAAUUGAUGCCAUGUAUGAAUCGGAGGCGAAAUAUAAUCUACAUCGUUGUGAGGACUUGUGGCAAACCCAGUCGGCGGAACGUUAUAAGGAAAUGAAGGAGAUUUUGAAUUUGGAACGCAAUUCCAAUGGUAAAUUGUUGAACGAUAUUUUGGAACGAGAAAAUGAAUUACUGGACCUGCGCACAACCCAUCUCAAUGCCAUUGAGAGCACGAGUGAGAAAUUGAAACAGUUGAUAAAGGAACAAGAGGAAUCACCACGCCCUCUGUGUGUGUGCACACCACGAACCAUGGAAGAGGAAUCAAGGAAAUCUAUAGCUUCCACACCCAGAAGUUGUCAUUCGGAUGGGGAUUUCUCCCGAGUUCAUAGACCACAAUCUUGCCAGACAGCCGUCUCUAAAUUGGAUUCUUGCCACAAUGGCCGGGAAAAUUCCGCCAAUCGUUAUGUUGAUAAUAUCUCGAAGACAUUCCGUGAUCUAAACUUAGAUGUUUGGGAGAGUAUGGCAUCAUCACCACGUGAGGUGGACAAUCAACGUUUAGAGGCUCAACGGGCAUUACGCGUCGUUACCGCCGAUACAGCUGAAAGACCACGUUUUGGCCGAAAACGUGUUGCCUGGACUUAGAGUGCAGGAGAUCCAUUUUUUUUUUGCAUUUUAAAUAUUUAAAAAAUAUAUAUUUUCGAAAU